Molecule: messenger RNA, 2194 nt
Organism: Paramuricea clavata
Lineage: Eukaryota; Metazoa; Cnidaria; Anthozoa; Malacalcyonacea; Plexauridae
Source: the annotation of a GenBank genome assembly
AGAUAUCAAGAUUUUAAACAUCAAAUACUUUGCGCUGAACAUUUUGCUAUCGUUCAUCAUGCUAGCAGUUGUACAAUCUAUUACAGGUAUUUCGUAUACUUUACUUCUAUUAUACGGCAUAUAUUUUUAGAUAAAUUAUAAAUGUGCUUGUAGUUUAAUUUUUUCACUCAGUACUAGUGUGUAACUGAUGGUAUUAAACAAGCCUUUUCAUUAUAUGUACAAUAUCUUGUAUCAGAACAAAAUAAAGAAAUAGUUUAUUCAAACACACCAAUACCUGAUUCUUUUGUUUUAGGACCACAAAGGGAAGUCGUUUCAAUAUACAAUGAUAACUUUGCCACCCCGUUAUCCAGACCUCAAUAUUUCAUCGAAGUUUAUCGUUGUGUUCAAGUUGACUUCGGCGAAUGCCCUAGUAGUGGACCGUCCGGGUACCCUGUGCCCAAACAAAUUGAAAAAAUUGAGAUCGUGGUUCCGGAUAUAACGAAAGGCAAAGAUCGAAAUUCUACCAAUAAAACGAAUUUUUAUAAAUAUGUGGUUUAUAAUCACACGUCUUGUAAAUGUGGCACCCUCAAGUUCAGGGAUAGUACUCUGUAUCAAACCAUAACUAAUAACGAAGGUUAGUCCAAUGAACAUGCAUGUUUUGUGAUUAACUUUCUUUCGAUUUUUAGAAAACAUUUUCCGUAGUUUUAUUGUGAUAGUCAUAAAACAUGUUGAUAUAUAUAUAGGACUAUGAUAAGGAGGGGAACACGGGAGCUCUCUCCUCAUUUAAAACUGCUGUGCUGAAUAUCUAGGUUACGUUAUUGUUACUUGAUGGGCUUGAAAACUCACGUAAAUGCUAAAGCGCGUUUUCCACCUGGCGAAGUUGCUCGCGUGCGGCGUCUUUGUCGGCAUUCUUUUUGCUGACGUGAUGAGCAAUGCUGAUAAAGGAUAAAGCAGCUGCGCGUGAACAAAUUCGUCUGUGCUUGGUUCUUUCUUGUACAUUGAGGGAUUUCCUCCGCGUUCUCUGUCCCGGGUUUUCCUCUCUCCAGAAAGUAACCACUCUACUUUAGCUGCACUCCAUGAAGACAACCACUAGCAUCAUUAGUCAGCCGCAUUAGUCAGCCGCAUUAGUCAGCCUUCGACUCAGUGACGUUUCACGUAAUUCAGGUCUCAACUGCAGGAUUUGGUGAUUAUUACACCGUAACCUUAUUCUGUAUGAAUUUCUCUUGUAGUGUCAAAAACUGAUUACAGUGCGAACUGUACGAAAAAUCCAGUCAAUCUGAUACAUCAGUGUCACAGUCAUGCUUGCAAACCUCAACAAAGAUACCAUUUCACGCAUAUCGACGCUGUCCGACCGUCAACAUAUCUAGCGUACAAACAGUGCUUGCCCGGCAGUGUGGCGUUAAAAAACAACACGUUUACAAAUCAAAUUACCUUGAUAAAUAAUAAAGUGAAGUUUGUCAACCUUACAAGUGAUAUAUCAUGCAAGGCUAAUGAUGGAAAGAACGCUGAACCACAACUAUGCCCCAACUCUACAACGCAAAAUACACGAAACCCGACAAUUGCAACGCAAAAUAUCACUCUUUAAACUGGGAAGCUACGAGUAUCAACGGAAGAUUGAAACCCGCGUGACGAAGGUAAGAAUGCUUAUCAUAAAUUAGCAUAUUAGAGUUGAGAGGUUUUAUAGGGAAGGCGUAUUAGAGAGGGGGGGCUGAUUAGAGAGGGGGCGUAUUAAAUAGGGGACAUAUUAGGGAUGCCUGACCGGACAUAGGGGACAUAUUAGAGCAGAGAGGGUUUAUUGGAGAGAGAGUAAGGAUACUUAUUAUGCACGAGUAUAUUAUAGAGGAAGCAACCUAGAGAGGGGGGUUUGAUAUAGGUUAUGACGUUUUACGCGCUGUAGAUUGAUGACUUGUAUUAUCAUGUUUCUGUUUAGAGCCAAAUUAUGUGAUUCUAGUUUCCAUUGCAUCUGGCGAAGCUCUCCUCGCUGGGUUUCUACUGUCGUUGGUAUUAUUUACUAUACAGCUAGAUAGUUAUAGAUAGAUAAUUUUAUUAAAAUUAACUUUGCAGCCCAAGGGCUGAAUUGUAUUAACUAUUACAAAAAUAAGCCUCAAUCGCUAUUACAUGGUGCACUAGACUAAUAAAUACUUUAAAUUUAAUUAUAUCUUAGCUUAAAAUUUUAAUGAAUUAUGUACAAUAAAAGUUUUCCUAUGUCGUUCUG